Messenger RNA from Coregonus sp. 'balchen', 30177 nucleotides. The record is from the annotation of a GenBank genome assembly. NCBI's taxonomy places the organism in Eukaryota, Metazoa, Chordata, Actinopteri, Salmoniformes, Salmonidae.
AUGUCCAGCUGUCCCUCCCCCAUGGCAUGCCCCACCCACUUCUCUGGCUCACCAGCGAUGAAGAUCUACAUCGAUCCCUUCACCUACGAGGACCCCAACGAAGCCGUCCGAGAAUUCGCCAAAGAGAUAGACGUGUCCUGUGUGAAGAUUGAGGAGGUCAUUGGUGCAGGUGAAUGGGAAGAGGGGAAACUUAAAAUUCAGUAACAUGGGGGACAAUCUCUCUGCCUCUGCUGCAAUGAAAGCUGUGAAUCUAUAAUUCUCUCUUCCACUUCCUCUCUACCUGUAUCUGGGUGUGGGAUGAAGGAACUGUCAGAGAAAUCUGGUCUUACCUCAGAUAUUUUGUUUCUAAAAACCACUAUUUCCAUCUAAUUUGAUUUGCUUUUAGAGAGAAAGAACCAUGUCCACUUAACAGACUUGCUCUCUUAACAGAGGGCAAUUUUAGCCACUAUCUCAGUGAAAACUGAUAAUAUAUAACCAGACUCCUUUCCAUUCAUCUAUAUUUCAUGCUGAUUUUAUCUGCCGUUUUUCUUUUUUUUUUACUUGACUUGAUAUAUUCAUGCAUUCAGCAAAAUACGCACUGACUCGUGUCUGACAUGUGGGGACUUGUCUUAUGACCCUGAAACGGUGCUCUAUGUUAUGGGGCACCACAAGGAGCCAGAGUGUAACACUCUCUUCAUCGCUGUGUCUGUCACAUAUACAGUGUUUUAAUUUUAUGGGGACUUUUGAUUGUACAUGUGCUAUAUCUAUUAGAAUAUCAGCUUGCAUACUGGUAGUUUGCUUUGUAAUAAUGAAAUUGAUCAGUUAUACCAUGUCUUUCCCUCCAGGCGAGUUUGGAGAGGUGUAUAAGGGUCGCCUGAAGCCAUCUGGGAAGAGGGAGCUGUAUGUGGCCAUUAAGACCCUGAAGGCGGGCUACGUGGAGAAGCAGAGGAGAGACUUCCUGUCUGAGGCCAGCAUCAUGGGCCAGUUUGACCACCCCAACAUCAUCAGACUGGAGGGCGUGGUCACCAAGAGUCGGCCAGUCAUGAUCAUCACAGAGUUUAUGGAGAAUGGGGCCCUGGACUCCUUCCUGAGGGUGAGAGAGGGAGCGCUGCUUUGUUAUUCUGGUUGUGUCCUAAAUGUCACCCUAUUCCCUUUAUAGUGCACUACUUUUGAGCCGGGCCCAUAGGGGGCAUGGUCAAAAGCAUACAGUGCACUUUAUAGGGAAUAGGGGGCCAUUUGGGACGCAUACUCCCAUUUUACCUCCUCUGUUCAGCACACCAGCCCUGGCUACAGCUUUCACCUCUGUUGCAUCAUACUGUACACUGGGUUGAGCUAUAGGGCCACUGUGUGGUUUCAUAUAUCAAUCAUAUUGAUUGAUCAGCUAAAGCUUUUAUUGCUAAUUUGACAGUCUCACACAAACAGUGAAGUAUGAUUAUUGAGAUUAGUUGUUAAAAGGAUUAUGACAAUGAAGAUUUAAAGCUACCUGGAGGAUACAUUUAUUUCAAUAUAGCAGGGAAUUGAGAUCUGAUUAACAACUUUGGCAUGAAUGCGCAAAAUGUCUUAUAUUUAUCAAUAACCUUCGAUAUCUCGUAAUAUAAUUCAUGAGAUUAACAUAAAUGAAAUUGUUCCACCCAGAGCCCUUUGAAGCAGCGUAGCUAACACACAGGGCCCUGAUUCAAAGUGCCAGCCUGGCACAGUUUAGUGUUUCUUCUUCCUCCUUGGAAACAGAGAACAUGGAACCCAAUCAAUAUGUGGCCCAGUUUUCUAAUUCCUCCAACCUGUUUCCUCCUCCCUUUGAUCCUGGACUCAUUUGAAACAGGGCUUUGAACACCUCUUUGAUGUCCUUUCCCUCACUAGGCCCUCUUCCGAGCCACCGCACUUGACUCCCGUGGACAUCGAUUUCUGGGUUGUUUUUCUCCUGGCAUGCCCAUGUUGCUGGCGCAGGGAGCCAACAGUUGAAUGAGCGCCCUGCUUGGUGUGUUGGAGGUACCCACUGAAGCCACAGCGUAGGGUCAGACCUGCUGUGCCUCACGGGAGAGGGUUAUCCACCUUGGUGGGGGCCGCUAACAAACAGCCAAGCUGAGGAUAAGGAGCAGAGACAGAGAGCGAUCACAGACAUGGAUCCAAUGUGGGGCUUAACAGACACACACACACACUCCUUACACAGGCCCCAAGUCAAGUGGAACACUUAUUACAUCAAUGAAUGACAAUUUGGUAACAUUUGGAAAAGGGCAUAUAUGGUGCUCUUUCUCAAUACCCAAUAACUAGAAAUAUUUGCACAAAGAAACUGCCCCACCAAUUAUUUUUUUCCAGAGUCAAAUGUGUGAGGAUCUUUUAAACCUAACGUUUGUACCUUUGCAUUUUCAACACAGUGAGAACAUUUUAGAGAGAUAAUUGGAGUAUCAUUAUGCCAAGUAUCUGGCACUUUAUUAUGUCAUUAACUCCAAUGUGACAUCAUUUCCUCUUUACCCCCUGGCCCUGCCCUGCAGCAAAACGACGGGCAGUUCACGGUGAUCCAGCUGGUGGGGAUGAUGCGUGGCAUCGCAGCGGGCAUGAAGUACCUGGCAGAGAUGAACUACGUCCACAGAGACCUGGCCGCCCGCAACAUCCUGGUCAACAGCAACCUGGUGUGCAAGGUGUCCGACUUUGGCCUGUCCCGCUACGUACAGGACGAAACAUCAGACCCCAUCUAUACCAGCUCCCUGGUGAGUACCCUGUCUGGCUGGCCUUUCUCCUCCCAGUCUGUUUGGAAAACAUUCUACAUUUCUUCUUCUUAUGGUCCAGUACACAGUGAGACAUCUCGUUGUCAAGAGAGAGUUGGGUGAUUCAAUAGUUGACAUGGCCAUGGUUAUCUUUGUGUCUGUGGUGAUCAUACUGCCAACUGUAAAGUUUGGUGGAGGAGGAAUAAUGGUCUGGGGCUAGGCCCCUUAGUUCCAGUGAAGGGAAAUCUUAACGUUACAGCAUACAAUGACAUUCUAGACGAUUCUGUGCUUCCAACUUCGUGGCAACAGUUUGGGGAAGGCCCUUUCCUGUUUCAGCAUGACAAUGCCCCCGUGCACAAAGCUAGGUUCAUACAGAAAUGGUUUGUCGAGAUCGGUGUGGAAGAACUUGACUGGCCUGCACAUAGCCCUGACCUCAACUCCGUUGAACAACUUUGGAAUGAUUUGGAACACCGACUGCGAGCCAGGCAUAAUAGCCAAACAUCUGUGCCUGACCUCACUAAUGCUCGUCGCUGAAUGGAAGCAAGUCCCCGUAGCAAUGUUCCAACAUCUAGUGGAAAGCCUUCCCAGAAAUGUGUAGGCUGUUAUAGCAGUAAAGGUGGGACCAACUCCAUAUUAAUGGCCAUGAUUUUGGAAUGAGAUGUUCGACGAGGAGGUGUCCACAUACUUUUGGUCAUGUAGUGUAUCUUAUACUGUAUCAAAAUAUAUACAGUACAUCUAUGAUCCUCUGUAGCUCAAUUGGUAGAGCAUGGCGCUUGUAACGCCAGGGUAGUGGGUUCGAUCCCCGGGACCACCCAUACGUAAAAAUUUAUGCACACAUGACUGUAAGUCACUUUGGAUAAAGGCGUCUGCUAAAUGGCUUAUUAUUAUGAUUAUUCAGCAAAAUGCACGUUGAUGAAUUGUGAUGAUCCUUCUCACAAUUCUCUGUUUAGAACUUGAAGACAUGUUCCGGAACAUUGGCAACUGCUAAGUCUUUUUAAACCUCUCGCUUUGGGCUGGAUGUGUCAAUGUGUAGUUCAUACAUGAAUAAUCUAUGAGCAGAAUUACUGUCUUACCUCAACUAGCCACUAAAUCCCUAGUUUGAAAGCAACUGUCUGGAAGUUGUGCUGUGCCAUUUUCCCUACAUUUCCCCACGUUACAUUUUUUUAUUUCACCUUUAUUUAACCAGGUAAGCCAGUUGAGAACAAGUUCUCAUUUACAACUGCGACCUGGCCAAGAUAAAGCAAAGCAGUGCGAUAAAAACAACAAACACAGAGUUACAUAUGGAAUAAACAAAACGUACAGUCAAUAACACAAUAGAAAAUCUAUAUACAGUGUGUGCAAAUGUAGUAAGUUAUGGAGGUAAGGCAUUAAAUAGGUCAUAGUGCAAAAUAAUUACAAUUUAGUAUUAACACUGGAGUGAUAGAUGUGCAGAAGAUGAUGUGCAAAUAGAGAUACUGGAGUGCAAAUGAGCAAAAUAAAUAACAAUGUAAAUAACAAUAUGGGAUUGAAGUAGUUGGGUGGGCUAAUUACAGAUGGGCUGUGUACAGGUGCAGUGAUCGGUAAGCUGCUCUGACAACUGAUGCUUAAAGAUAGUGAGGGAGAUAAGUGUCUCCAGCUUCAGAGAUUUUUGCAGUUCGUUCCAGUCAUUUUUAGCAGUGAACUGGAAGGAAUGGCAGCCAAAGGAGGUGUUGGCUUUGUGGAUGACCAAUAAGAUAUACCUGCUGGAACGCAUACUACGGGUGGGUGUUGCUAUGGUGACCAAUGAGCUAAGAUAAGGCAGGGAUUUGCCUAGAAGAGAUUUAUAGAUGACCAGGAACCAGUGGGUUUGGCGACAAAUAUGUAGUGAGGGCCAUCCAAUGAGAGCGUACAGGUCACAAUGGUGGGUAGUAUAUGGGGCUUUGGUGACAAAAUGGAUGGCACUGUGAUAGACUACAUCCAAUUUGCUGAGUAGAGUGUUGGAAGCUAUUUUGUAAAUGACAUCACCGAAGUCAAGGAUCGGUAGGGUAGUCAGUUUUACGAGGGAAUGUUUAGCAGCAUGAGUGAAGGAGGCUUUGUUGCGAAAUAGGAAGCCAAUUCUAGAUUUAACUUUGGAUUGGAGAUGCUUAAUGUGAGUCUGGAAGGAGAGUUUACGGUCUAACCAGACACCUAGGUAUUUGUAGUUGUCCACAUAUUCUAAGUCAAACCCGCUGAGAGUAGUGAUUCUAGUCGGGCGGGAGGGUGCAAGCAGCGUUCGAUUGAAGAGCAUUCAUUUAGUUUUACUAGUGUUUAAUAGCAGUUGGAGGCCACGGAAGGAGUGUUGUAUGGCAUUGAAGCUCGUUUGGAGGUUUGUUAACACAGUGUCCAAUGAAGGGCCAGAUGUAUACAAAAUGGUGUCGUCUGCGUAGAGGUGGAUCUGAGAGUCACCAGCAGCAAGAGCAUUGAUAUACACAGAGAAUAAAGUCGGCCCGAGAAUUGAACCCUGUGGCACCCCCAUAGAGACGGCCAGAGGUCCAGACAACAGGCCCUCCGAUUUGACACAUUGAACUCUAUCUGAGAAGUAGUUGUUGAACCAGGCGAGGCAGUCAUUUGAGAAACCAAGGCUAUUUAGUCUGCCAAUAAGAAUGCGGUGAUUGACAGAGUCAAAAGCCUUAGCCAGGUCGAUGAAGAUGGUUGCACAGUACUGUCUUUUAUCGAUUGCGGUUAUUAUAUCGUUUAGGACCUUGAGCGUGGCUGAGGUGCACCCAUGACCAGCUCGGAAACCAGAUUGCAUAGCGGAGAUGGUACGGUGGGAUUCGAAAUUGUCGGUGAUCUGUUUGUUAACUUGGCUUUCAAAUACUUUCGAAAGGCAGGGCAGGGAGGAUAUAGGUCUGUAACAGUUUGGAUCUAGAGUGUCACCCCCUUUGAAGAGGGGGAUGACCGCAGCAGCUUUCCAAUCUCUGGGGAUCUCAGACGAUACGAAAGAGAGGUUGAACAGGCUAGUAAUAGGGGUUGCGACAAUUUCGGCGGGCAAGAUGGGCAAGUUGCAGCGGAGGGUGCAGAGCUGGUGGCCGGGGUAGGGGUAGCCAGGUGGAAAGCAUGGCCAGCCGUAGCAAAAUGCUUUUUGAAAUUCUCGAUUAUCGUAGAUUUAUCGGUGGUUACAGUGUUUCCUAGCCUCAGUGCAGUGGGUAGCUGGGAGGAGGUGCUCUUAUUCUCCAUGGACUUUACAGUGUCCCAAAACCUUUUGGAGUUAGUGCUACAGGAUGCACAUUUCUGUUUGAAAAAGCUAGCCUUUGCUUUCCUAACUGAUUGUGUAUAUUGGUUCCUGACUUCCCUGAAAAGUUGCAUGUUCGAUGCUAAUGCAGUACGCCACAGGAUGUAUUUGUGCUGGUCAAGGGCAAUCAAGUCUGGGGUGAACCAGGGGCUAUAUCUGUUCUUAGUUUUGCAUUGUUUGAAUGUGGCAUGCUUAUUUAAGAUGGAGAGGAAAGCACUUUUAAAGAACAACCAGGCAUCCUCUACUGACGGAAUGAGGUCAAUAUCCAUCCAGGAUACCUGGCCAGGUCAAUUAGAAAUGCCUGCUCGCUGAAGUGUUUUAGGGAGCGUUUGACAGUGAUGAGGGGUGGUCGUUUGACCGCGGCCCCAUUACGGAUGCAGGCAAUGAGGCAGUGAUCGCUGAGAUCCUGGUUGAAGACAGCGGAGGUGUAUUUAGAGGGUAAAUUAGUCAGGAUGAUAUCAAUGAGGGUGCCCAUGUUUAUGGAUUUAGGGUUGUACCUGGUAGGUUCCUUGAUAGUUUGUGUGAGAUUGAGGGCAUCUAGUUUAGAUUGUAGGAUGGCCGGGGUGUUAAGCAUAUCCCGCCCCCUUUGGCAGUUCUAUCUAGAUGGAAAAUGCUGUAAUUCGGGAUGGACAUUUCAAAAUUGUUGGUGUCCUUCCUAAGAUAGGAUUCAGACACUGCUAGAACAUCAGGGUUGGCAGAGUGUGCUAUCGCAGUGAAUAACCCAAACUUGGGGAGGAGGCUUCUGAUGUUGACAUGCAAGAAUCCAAGGCUUUUACGGUUACAGAAGUCAACAAAUGAUAGUGCCUGGGGAGUAGGAGUAAUACUGGGGGCUACAGGGCCUGGAUUUACCUCUACAUCACCAGAGGAACAAAGGAGGAAGAGAAUAAGGAUACGGCUAUAGGCUUUAAGAACUGGUCUUCUAGUGCAUUGGGUACAGAGAAUAAAAGGGGCAGAUUUCCGGGCGUUGUAGAAUAGAUUCAGGGCAUUAUGUACAGACAAGGAUAUGGAAGGAUAUGAGUACAGUGGAGGUACACCUAAGCAUUGGGUAGCGAUGAAAGAGGUAGCAUCACUGGAGGUACCGAUUGAGCCGGUCUCCGCAUGUAUGGGGGGUGGGACAAAGGAGCUCUCUGAGGCUGGUUGAGCGGGACUGGAGGUUCUACAGUGAAAUAGUACAAUAAGAACUAGCCCAAACAGCAAUAGGCUAGGCAUAUUGACAUGGGAGAGAGGCAUAACGCAAUCACUGGUGUUAUUCGGGGCGGCAGGUAGCUUAGUGGUUAACAGCGUUGUGCCAGUAACCGAAAGGUCGCUGGUUCUAAUCCCCGAGACGACUAGGGGAAAAAUCUGUCAAUGUGCCCUUGAGCAAGGCACUUAACCCUAAUUGCUCCUGUAAGUCGCUCUGGGUAAGCGCGUCUGCUAAAAAAAUUAAAAUACAUUUAGAGAGGUCUAAGACAACAACUGGUAAUGGCGAUGAAAGUUUGGGCUGAGGCUAAACAGAUAAACAGGAUAAGGUACCGUGUAAAGGAAGAGUCCAGCAGGCAUCAGCUGUGUAGCUGAGUGAUCAUAAGGUCCAGUGAACAGCAAUAGCUAAAUCUGGGAGCAGUUUGUAGGCUGCUACAGCACAGGCGAGCAAGAGGCACGGCUGUUGAUUGCGCGUGCUAGCGGGCCGGGGCUGUCAGAUGGAUCUUCGUGGUCGUCGCAAUGGGAAGCCUAUUGAAACCACAUCAGACAAUUACGUCGGCAGACCAGUCGUGAUGGAUCGGCGGGGCUCCGAGGUCCCGUUCGGUUGACAGAGAAGUAGAUAGCCGGGAGAUGGGCCUGGCUCGAGGCUAGCUAACUGGUGCAUCGGGUCAGUGGUGAAUUAGCCAACAGCAGCCAUUCUGUUGCAGCUAGCUAGUUGUGAUGAUCCGUUGUUAAGGUCCAGUGACUUAGUGAUUCCGGCAGAAAAUCCGAUAUGCUCUGGGUCGAUAGCACGCUGUGCAGACCGAUAAUUGUCCAGGCUAGAGCUGGCUGGUAGGUAGUGCAGGCCACGGAGAGUGGUGAAGACCGCUGGCUAGUUUCAGCCAUUUAUAAAAAAUUAAGAAAUAAUAGAAUCUGUUCCACAUUGGGUGAGGCAGGUUGCAGGAUAGUAUAUUUGGUUACAACAAAAAAACUGGCUAUUUACACGAGGACACAACAUAAUACACGACCACACUGCUACGACAUCUUGGAGCAUGUGGGCCAGCCCCCUGGCAAUUUUAGUUAUAACCAAUGAGUCUCAGCCCAUCGUCAUUUGAGUGACAGCUAACAAGAUGCACACACAGCAGAACGAGAGAGAGAGUAAUGAUGUGGUGCACAUAUCUGCUAAUACAGUAUGUGAUGUAGUACACCAUUUUCGGGGACCACUUUUGGCUUGUGAACGCUACUUUCAGAACUACUGGCUAAAAGUAUACAAAAGUACCGGAGAAUCUCUUUAAAUUUAAGAGAGAAACCUAGUCCAAUUCUUUGUAUCUGUCUGUCUGUGUGCAGAGGCAGAAUUUUAUUAUGAAAUUCUCCCAUUGGGCAGCCUCCACAACAGCUCUAAUCAGAACAUCUCAACCUUCUAAAAGCACACAGUAGAUUUUUCUCAUUCCCUUUAACAAAGUUGAUAGAAUUAUCUCACAAUGUAGAACUCAGACACUGGCAUUAUGAACGGAAUAACAACCCAUGUCUGAGAUGGGUGCAUGUCUGCCUAUGCAAAGACACCCUCUCUCACACAUAGAGUUGAAGUCAGAAGUUAACAUACACCUUAGCCAAAUACAUUUAAACACAGUUUUUCACAAUUCCUAACAUGUAAUCCUAGUAAAAAUUCCCUGUUUUAGGUCAGUUAGGAUCACCACUUUAUUUUAAGAAAUGUCAGAAUAAUAGUAGAGAGAAUGAUUUAUUUCAGCUUUUAUUUCUUUCAUCACAUUCCCAGUGGGUCAGAAGUUUACAUACACUCAAUUAAUAUUUGGUAGCAUUGACUUUAAAUUGUUUAACUUGGGUCAAACGUUUCGGGUAGCCUUCCACAAGCUUCCCACAAUAGGUUGGGUGAAUUUUCGCCCAUUCCUCCUGACAGAGCUGGUGUAACUGAGUCAGGUUUGUAGGCCUCCUUGCUCGCACACGCUUUUUCAGUUCUGCCCACAAAUGUUCUAUAGGAUUGAGGUCAAGGCUUUGUGAUGGCCACUCCAAUACCUUGACUUUGUUGUCCUUAAGCCAUUUUGCCACAACUUUGGAAGUAUGCUUGGGGUCAUUGUCCAUUUGGAAGACCAGUUUGCGACCAAGCUUUAACUUCCUGACUGAUGUCUUGAGAUGUUGCUUCAAUAUAUCCACAUAAUUGUCCUUCCUCAUGAUGCCAUCUAUUUUGUGAAGUGCACCAGUCCCUCCUGCAGUAAAGCACCCCCACAGCAUGAUGCUGCCACCCCCGUGCUUCACGGUUGGGAUGGUGUUCUUCGGCUUGCAAGUACCACCUUUUUCCUCCAAACAUAACGAUGGUCAUUAUGGCCAAACAGUUCUAUUUUUGUUUCAUCAGACCAGAGGACAUUUCUCCAAAAAAUACGAUCUUUGUCCCCAUGUGCAGUUGCAAACAGUAGUCUGGCUUUUUUAUGGCGCUUUUGGAGCAGUGGCUUCUUCCUUGCUGAGCGGCCUUUCAGGUUAUGUCGAUAUAGGACUCGUUUUACUGUGGAUAUUGAUACUUUUGUACCUGUUUCCUCCAGCAUCUUUCACAGGGUCCUUUGCUGUUUUUCUGGGAUUGAUUUGCACUUUUCGCACCAAAGUACGUUCAUCUCUAGGAGACAGAACGCGUCUCCUUCCUGAGCGGUAUGACGGCUGCGUGGUCCCAUGGUGUUUAUACUUGAGUACUAUUGUUUGUACAGAUGAAUGUGGUACCUUCAGGUGUUUGGAAAUUGCUCCCAAUGAUGAACCAGACUUGUGGAGGUCUACUAUUUCUUUUCUGAGGUCUUGGCUGAUUUCUUUUGAUUUUCCCAUGAUCUCAAGCAAAGCGGCACUGAGUUUGAAGGUAGGCCUUGAAAUACAUCCACAGGUACACCUCCAAUUGACUCAAAUGAUGUCAAUUAGCCUAUCAGAAGCUUCUAAAGCCAUGACAUCAUUUUCUGGAAUUUUCCAAGAUGUUUAAAGGCACAUUCAACUUAGUGUAUGUAAACUUCUGACCCACUGGAAUUGUGAUACAGUGAAUUAUAAUUGAAAUAGUCUGUCUGUAAACAAUUGUUGGAAAAAUUACUUGUGUCAUGCACAAAGUAGAUGUCCUAACCGACUUGCCAAAACUUUAGUUUGUUAACAAGAAAUUUGUGGAGUGGUUGAAAAACGAGUUUUAAUGACUCCAUCCUAAGUGUAUGUAAACCUCCGACUUCAACUGUAGAUGAUAGCAAAUGAUUGAUUGCUGCUUGCAGGAGCGUUGUAAUAGACAACCCUGCUGGUGUCAUCUAAGAUCUCUGCUAGGCUACACUGUCUUGCCUAUAAAGAUGUAUUAUAGAUCUAAUCAGAGAGUAGUUUAAUUUAAUUUUUGUUUCAUGAUACACUAUUGAGUCGUACUCCGUAUUAUAGAUUCCCUGCUUUGAAUUUCCUCGCCUAGAAAACUAUUGUCUGUGGGUGUGUAUAGUUGAUCAGUAUGGGACUGUGUAGGUGAUUAUGGCAGAGAGGGAGUGAGUGUUGAUCCUGUCAUGGUUGGCCCAGAGGGCUGACCCUUUGGUUCUGGGUGGAUGGCUGAGGGAGGCUGAGGGGAGGCUGGAGUGUGAUGGCUGUACUCUGUGCUCUGUUGGCCGCCUGCUAAUUAAGACUCCUGGUCUGCCCCAUCCCCUGCUCCACUGUCUCUGCCGCAGGCUGACUAGCAUGAGGUGAGGGCCACUCCACAUUAACAUCCUGAUGACAUGGUUGUCUGAUUGAACCAUACACCCUAGAAUCUCCAUCAUCUGUCUAAUGCUUUCACAAUGACAAGAAAUGGAGGGGGAUGGUGGGAUGAAGUAUAACCAGCCCUGUCCAUUUGAAUCAGCUCUCUCUCUCCUAUGAGCUGUGUUUUGCUGGGAAAACUAUACCUAACUGAACAUCAUGAAUAACUGUCAAAUUGAAAAUAAUAUAUUGCAAAUGGAAAAGGAAAGCUAAAGGAAUAUGAAAAAAUAUUGGCCAGGUUUGAAGUGACUGUAUUGGAGUGAAUGAAAAAGUGGGAAAAUGUUAUUUAUAAUAUGUAAUUAAUCAUGGGUAUUGAUACAAAACUAUUGAUAAAAAAUCAAUAUACCAAUCAAUAAUCAUUUUAUACAAAUAAUGUACAUGAGAAAUUGCUGGCAAUUUUAUCUUGACUCCAACUUUACCAUUUCAUAAUAUGAAUGACCUAUUUAUUUAUUGUUCUUGACAUUUUGUUGCAGCCCUCCCAUGUACAGUAUGCAACAUUUGUAUUUUGAUUAUUUGUUAGGAUGAAAUUGUGAUAUGCAAAGAAAGAAAAGUAAAGGAAGGAAGUUAAGAAAGGAAAGUAUGGAAAUGUGACUGAGUCAAAAACAGAGGAGCAAGAACAAUGUUGUCAUGUGUUUACAUGUGUUGUUUUGUUUGUUGUUGUUUGGUUAGUGUGAUAUGUUGUAUGUGUUGUAAAUACAUUAUUAAUAAAAAAUAACAAAAAAAUCAUAAUGAAUAACCUCUCAGGGAUGGAUAACUCUGGCGAUCCCUUCAGUCUCCACAGAGUUAAGUAAAUCAAGAUUUUUGUUUCUUUGCACCCGAUGUAUGGAACAAUAUUCAGAGUUCCCAACGACAGUGUUUCCCAACUCCGGUCCUCGAGUAACCCCAACAGAACACAUCUUUGUUGUAGCCCCGACAAAAACACCUGAUUCAACUCACUGAGGGCUUGAUGAUUAGUUGACAAGUUUAGUCAGGUGUGCUUGUCCAGAGCUACAAUAAAAAUGUGUGCUGUUGGGGGCACUGGAGGACUUGAGUUGGGAAACAAUGCACUACAUCUGGAUGUAUUGGUACCUCUCAGGCCGUUCCUCUUUGCUGAGGAAUGUGAUUGUUUUUCUUGGUGUGUUUGUAAUUUUGUAUAUUUGCAUUCUAUGUAUUAUGUAAAUUGUGUGCAUGCAGGGCUCCCUUGUGAAAGAGUCCUUGGUCUCAAUGGGACUCCAAUGAGCUCCAAUGAGCUCCAAUGCUUCAGUAUCUCAUCAUAUCCCAGCUCAGCAUGAGAAAUGCACAUGGCUAAUGGGCUAGCUGUUUCCAUUACAAGAGCUGAGCUGCUCCACUACUGUUUGAAAUGGGAAACGGCACUCUCUGGGCUGGGGUUGCCCUUUUCACCUAACGAGCUCUGCCCUGUGCACCUCAGACCGCACUGCUGAACAACACUAUUGAUUUAUUUAUGUUUGUUUUCCCUUUUAAUUCAAGCUCUCCAGCCAAUGUCCUGUUGGUUGGCUCUGAAAGGGCUUUUUAAAUAUGUUUUGAGACACAGCUUAAACUGACAGAUUUUGAUGGGGAUUUUUUUAUUAUGUGACUUAGAUUGACGCACAGGUGCAGCAGGUACAGCAGGUAGCCUAGCGGUUGGGCCAGUAACCAAAAGAUCGCUGGAUUGAAUCCCUGAGCCAACUAGGUGACAAAUCUGUCGUUGUGCCCUUGAGCAAGGCACUUAACCCUAAAUAAGUCAUAGAGCAUGAGUUAAGCAGGAAGCAUGGGAGUACUUUAUGUUAGGGAGGUAUACGUAAUGUUUGUACUAUAUCUACCCGUAUCUCUCCACUAAAUGUUCUUCCAGAGAAUAUCAAUAUCUGUCAAGGCUGAGGUGUAUCUGGUGUGGGAGUCAGGCGCAGGACACCGAAGCUUAGUCCAACAAAGUUUACUGGUGAAACUACAAGGCAAAGAUACAGUAAACGGCCUCAAGAAAAACAGAGGCGAGCUAUACGCAAACUAUGCGUAAAACAAUAAACAAAGAAACAGAUACAAAACACGCAGCACUACGGACAGGCGAAAAACAACACACAACCUAACCAAUACAACACAGGCAACUUAUAGAACACGUAAUCAGACACAAACGGACACAGGUGUGACAGACAGACAAAAGCAAUCACACAUAGAAACAUUCAACGGUGGCAGCUAGUACUCCGGGGACGACGAACGCCGAAGCCUGCCCGAACUAGGAGGAGGAGCAGCCUCGGCAGAAUCCGUGACAGUACCCCCUCCUUGACGCGUGGCUCCAGCCGUGCGCCGACCCCGGCCUCGGGGGCGGCCAGGAGGACACGGACCCGGGCGCGUGGGAUGCCCACGGUGGAACUCGGUCAGGAGGGAUGGAUCUAGGAUGUCCCUCCUAGGCACCCAGCACCGUUCCUCCGGACCGUACCCCUCCCACUCCACGAGAUACUGGAGACCACCCAUCCGGCGCCUCGAGUCCAAGAUGGUCCGGACCCUGUACGCUGGGGCCCCCUCGAUGUCCAAAGGGGGCGGAGGGGUCUCUCCUAUCUCAUGUUCUUGGAGUGGGCCAGCUACCACCGGCCUGAGAAGAGACACAUGGAACGAGGGGUUAAUAUUCUUGUACUCAAUAGGCAGUUGUAACCUGUAACACACCUCGUUCAAUCUUCUCAGGACUUUAAAGGGCCCCACAAACCGCCGACCCAGCUUCCGGCAGGGCAGGCGGAGGGGCAGGUUUCGAGUCGAGAGCCAGACUCGAUCUCCCGGUGCGUAUACCGGUCCCUCACUGCGGUGGCGAUCGGCGCUCGCCUUUUGUUGACGGAUGGCCCGCUGCAGAUGGACAUGGGCAGCGUCCCACGUCUCCUCCGAGCGCCGAAUCCACUCAUCCACCGCAGGGGCCUCGAUCUGGCUCUCAUGCCAUGGUGCCCGGACCGGCUGAUAACCUAAAACACACUGGAAAGGUGUUACAUUGGUGGAGGAGUGGCGGAGAGAGUUCUGGGCCAUCUCUGCCCAGGGGAUAUACCUAGACCACUCCUCCGGCCGGUCCUGGCAAUAGGACCUCAGAAACCUACCCACAUCCUGGUUGACUCGUUCAACCUGCCCAUUACUUUCUGGAUGGUACCCCGAGGUAAGGCUCACCGAGACCCCCAAGCGUUCCAUGAACGCCCCCCAGACUCUGGAGGUGAACUGGGGACCUCGGUCAGACACAAUAUCCUCGGGGACCCCAUAGUGCCGGAACACGUGGGUAAAUAGGGCCUCAGCGGUCUGUAGGGCAGUAGGGAGACCCGGCAUUGGGAGGAGACGACAGGCCUUGGAAAACCGAUCCACAACGACCAAAAUGGUGGUAUUCCCCUGGGAGGGGGGUAGGUCGGUCACGAAAUCCACCGAGAGGUGGGACCAUGGUCGUUGUGGAACGGGCAGGAGGAGACAUAAACCCUCACAUCCCUAGCUAACGUUGGCCACCAGUAUUUUACGCUAAGGCAGUGCACUGUCCGGCCAAUACCUGGAUGUCCAGAGGAGGGUGAUGUAUGAGCCCAAUAAAUAAGGCGAUCACGAACCUCGAGCGGAACGUACGUCCGCCCCACAGGACACUCGGGGGGAGUAGGGUCGGUACGCAGUGCCCGCUCGAUCUCAGCAUCGACCUCCCACACCACCGGAGCCACCAGACAAGACUCCGGCAGUAUGGGAGUAGGCUCAAUGGACCUCUCCUCUGUGUCAUACCGCCGGGACAGGGCGUCUGCCUUACCGUUCUGGGACCCUGGGAUGUAUGUGAUCUUAAAAACAAACCGGGUCACGAACAUGUUCCACCUAGCCUGAUGAGGGUUCAAUCUCCUAGCUGCCCGGAUGUACUCCAGGUUACGGUGAUCAGUCAGAAUGAGGAAAGGGUGUUGAGCCCCCUCAAGCCAAUGCCUCCACACCUUUAGGGCCUGGACUACAGCUAACAGCUCCCUGUCCCCUACGUCAUAAUUACGCUCCGCCGAGCUGAGCUUCUUAGAAUAGAACGCACAGGGGCGGAGCUUAGGUGGCGUGCCGGACCGUUGCGACAGGACUGCCCCAAUACCGGCCUCGGACGCGUCUACCUCUACUUGGAAUGGUAAAGAGGGAUCCGGAUGCGCCAGCACCGGAGCCGAGGUGAACAGGUUUUUCAGUUUGACAAAUGCCCUGUCCGCCUCAGCUGACCACUGCAAGCGAACCGGACCCCCCUUUAACAGGGACGUAAUGGGAGCUGCAACCUGUCCAAAGCCCCAGAUAAACCUCCGGUAGUAAUUAGCAAAACCCAAAAACUGCUGCACCUCUUUUACAGUGGUUGGAGUUUGCCAAUUACGCACGGCCGACACACGGUCAACCUCUAUCUUCACACCAGACGCGGACAACCGAUAACCCAAAAAGGAGACGGACUCCUGGAAGAACAAGCAUUUCUCUGCCUUGGCAUACAAGUCAUGCUCCAACAGUCUCCUCAACACUCGGCACACCAGGGCUACAUGCUCGGCUCGUGUAGAAGAGUACACUAGGAUGUCGUCGAUGUACACUACCACACCCUGCCCAUGCAUGUCCCGGAAAAUCUCGUCAACAAAGGAUUGGAAGACUGAAGGAGCAUUCAUUAACCCGUAUGGCAUGACGAGGUACUCGUAAUGACCCGAGGUGGUGCUAAAUGCUGUUUUCCAUUCAUACCCCUCCCUAAUGUGCACCAGAUUGUACGCGCUCGCAUAAUGAUUCCGUCAUAGUCGCAAUCAGUGGAAGAGGGUAACUGUACUUAACCGUGAUCUGAUUGAGACUACGGUAAUCAAUACACGGGCGCAAACCCCCGUCCUUCUUCUUCACAAAAAAGAAACUCGAGGAAACCGGGGAAGUGGAGGACCGUAUGUAUCCCUGUGCCAAGGACUCGGCUAUGUAAGUCUCGAUAGCCGCUGUCUCCUCUUGGGAUACACACGGCUCCGCGGAAGUGCCGCUCCUGUUUGGAGAUCUAUCGCACAAUCCCCCUGUCUAUGAGGUGGUAGCCGUGUUGCCCUCGCUUUGCUGAACACAAGUGCUAAAUCCUCAUAUUCAGGGGGAAUGCGCAUUGCGGGCACUUGGUUCGGACUCUCUACCGAGGUCGCCCCUAAGGAAACACCUAGACAUCUCCCUACACACUGGGCAGACCACUCCAUAAGAGCCCUCUGUUGCCACGCAAUGGUAGGAUCAUGGGCGCUUAACCAGGGAAGCCCCAGCACCACGGGAUACGCAGGAGAGUCAAUCAGAUAAAACUGAAUGAUCUCCUCAUGACCCCCCUGCGUCGUCAUCUUAAGUGGUGCUGUGACUUCUCUGAUCAACCCCGACCCCAACGGCCGGCUGUCUAGGGCAUGAACAGGAAAGGGGGCUUCUACCGGCCGAAGGGGAAUUCCUAACCUAUAACAAAAUGCACGAUCAACAAAAUUCCCAGCUGCGCCUGAAUCUACUAGCGCCUUAUGCUGGGAAUGAGGUGCCACCUGUGGAAAUCUCACAGGUAUACACAUGUGACCAACAGAGAGCUCUGGGUAAGUGGGGCGCCUACUCACCUGGAAUGACUCCCCAGUGCGUGACCUGUUGUCCCCUCUCCCAGGAGACCCUCCCCAGCACCUGGCCGCGGUGUGUCCUCCACGGCCACAGUUGGUGCAGGGGAUGGCCCCCCUCGGGCUCUCUCUCCUCCUCUCUCUAGCGCCAGCACCUCCGAGCUCCAUGGGAAUCGGCUCGGAGGUGCUGGAGGGUGGAAUGGACGACCCCCACACGGGACGUCCGCGGGUAGCCAGCAGGGUGUCGAGACGGAUGGAGAUGUCCACCAACUGGUCGAAGGAUAGGUUGGUGUCCCUGCAGGCCAGCUCACGACGAACGUCCUCUCGUAGGCUACACCGGUAAUGGUCGAUGAGGGCCCUCCCAUUCCACCCCGCAUCCGCCGCUAGAGUCCGGAACUCCAGGGCGAACUCCUGUGCGCUCCUCUUCCCCUGUCGGAGGUGGAACAGACGCUCCCCCGCCGCCUUCCCCUCAGGUGGAUGAUCGAAGACAGUCCUGAAGCGGCGGGAGAACUCCGCGUAGGUGAUGGUAGCGGCGUCUAUUCCCCUCCAUUCGGUGUUGGCCCACUCCAAUGCCUUGCCGGAUAGACAGGAGAUGAGGGCGGAGACGCUCUCGUAUCCCGAGGGCGCUGGGUGUAUGGUGGCCAGGUAGAGUUCCACCUGCAGGAGGAACCCCUGACACCCGGCUGCAGAACCAUCAUAUGCCCUCGGGAGCGAGAGUCGAAUGCCACUGGGUCCCGGUGCUGAGAGAGGAGGACUGGCCGUUGGUGACGGGAUGGUGUGAGAAGGCGUGGGCACCUCUCCCGUAACCAACCGGCGCAGAGUGUUGGACACCUCGUUCAUGGCGGCCCCAAGUUGCCGGAUCAUGGUGUCUUGGUCGCUGAUCCGAUCCUCCAGCGACUUGGGUGCCGCCACUGCUCCUGCUGACUCCAUAAAGGUGUGUUGUUCUGUCAAGGCUGAGGUGUAUGUGGUGUGGGAGUCAGGCGCAGGACACCGAAGCUUAGUCCAACAAAGUUUACUGGUGAAACUACAAGGCAAAGAUACAGUAAACGGCCUCAAGAAAAACAGAGGCGAGCUAUACGCAAACUAUGCGUAAAACAAUAAACAAAGAAACAGAUACAAAACACGCAGCACUACGGACAGGCGAAAAACAACACACAACCUAACCAAUACAACACAGGCAACUUAUAGAACACGUAAUCAGACACAAACGGACACAGGUGUGACAGACAGACAAAAGCAAUCACACAUAGAAACAUUCAACGGUGGCAGCUAGUACUCCGGGGACGACGAACGCCGAAGCCUGCCCGAACUAGGAGGAGGAGCAGCCUCGGCAGAAUCCGUGACAAUAUCAUUUGUACUACUCUCUAAAUGCCCAUUGAUGCUGGGUUUCCCUUCUUCCUGCCAUGUAGAUAAACAUACUCAUGGUUUGGACAGUGUGAAACCACUUGGAUUUAAAAUGGGAUGAAAGUCACUGGAGACAGAGGGGAAAUGCCUGCUUUGCAGAAAUGGCCCAAUUAAAAGGUCAUAUUGAUUUGGGUUUAACUGUCCUAUAAAAACAAGAACGUGAGAUGGGAAAAGCGAUACCACUGGAUUUUUUAAAAACAGAAUUAGUGCCAUUCUCUUCACCUAAUGGGAUCAUAAACCAAAUUGCCAGCUGGCAUGAAAUGCAUUUUUCAUCACCCCUCUGCCAUAUUAAUAGUCUACUUUAUCCUUGAAGAUUGGAAAAACUAAGUCAUUUGGUUAGGCUUCACAUUACUAUUUUAUGAUUUGCUGUGGCAGAUAUAUGAGCUAUGUUAUAUGUGUGUAAAUGUAUACUGUACUACAUGAAGAUUGUGUGUGUGAGUGGGGGGUGGGGGGGGGGGGGGGGGUUGUCGGCAGAGGAGAGGUAGAGAGGUUUGCCUGUUUUUGUGCUAUAGAGAGAUACAGGAGAGAGGUUGUUUCUGUAUUGUUGUAUGUAGGUAGCAUAACCCCAAAAAAAAAGACUCAAAUACAUCAUCAAUAAUUAUUGUCAUUCAUUUAAGUAACAGUCAUGGAGUAACCAACACGAGGAAUGCAGUUCCAAAACACAGCACAUUAUGCCUUUCUCCUCUCCCUACACUAUACAUUCUUAGAAAAAUAGUUAUUCGGCUGUCCCCAUAGGAGAAUACUUUGAAGAACCGUUUUUGGUUGCAGGUUGAACCCUUUUUAGUUCCAUGUAGAACCCUUUCUACAGAGGGUUCUACGUGGAACCCAAAAGGGUUCUCCUAUGGGGACAGCCAAAUAAACCUUUUUUUCCUAAGAGUGUACUUCACACAGUGUCUGAAGCUCUUUUCUAUAGACCUUACUUUCAUACUGCUACCCACUUUUAAGUUUUCAUUUACAUUUCAGUCAUUUAGCAGACGCUCUUAUCCAGAGCGACUUACAGUUAGUGAGUGCAUACAUUUUUCAUACUGGCCCCCCGUGGGAAACGAACCCACAACCCUGGCGUUGCAAGCGCCAUGCUUUACCAACUGAGGUACAGGGGACCUGAGGGAAUUCUCUCUUCUCACAGUUUUUAUUGGGAGAGAGAAUGUUGACUAUUCGUUAUGUACAUACAGUGUGUGCCAAGCCUUUUGUUUGCCUCUGCAUUUCAACAAUUCACUUUAUUCAAAACCUGGCUGCCUCCCACAUGGUUAAUAAUAGGGGAUCUGCAAUGCAGCCUCAAACCAGCCAACCAUUAUAAGUUCAGCAGGAAAUGCUGGGAUUUUUUGUAUUGUUUUAUGCUGUAGUAUUCCUUUCUUCUGUUGUGGAAGAGACAUCUGAGCUCAGCCAAAGAACAUGCAGUGGAAAGUGGCUCAAAGCUGCUGUAAAUGAAAUACGCAAUACACAAGAACUAAGAACUGAGCGUCUGAUUCGAGACAUGCUUCAGAACAAUGAUUAGUCUCAUGUUGGCUGUUGCCACAUUGAAUACAUUCCACAUCAAAUAUCUUCCUUGUAAAAUGGAUCCUUAGUAUUCUGUUAUUCUUGAGUCGACAUCUGACUUGUAAGCAUCAGAUCCAUUUAGCUGUUGUUGGCGUGUGAAUAUUAUUUAUGGAGGUUUCCCUGCUCAACGCUCAGUGGGGAUUUUCUCUCAGUCCUUUAUUCACAGCACAGGCUUUUCAAACCAAGACUCUCUGCCCAGAACAAUUAGAACAGGCCUUGAGCUUCACGACUUUCAGUCCAGAACUCCAGACAGAGUUUACAGAGGUCUUUAAUCCAACCAUCUCCAGAUGUCUCCAAUAGAUGAGAUCCAGCGCUUCACUAACAGCGUUUCAUUGACUGCGCACACUCAUCAAAAAUAUCCCCGUAGAUCAUGUAGCUAGAUCCGGAGGGCUGUGUAAGCCCUCAGUUCCUUUGAAAUCAGGCUUAUAUAAAAGCGUUCACAUUCAGUCCAAUUGGUGCUGUUAAGAGUACACUCCUCCAAUAAUUGUAUAGAGAAAUCACUCCAGGGUGUGCUGUAUGCAUGGUGGGGAUUAUGAAGUGAACACCGUUCAUCAAAAGAACUGCAUGGUAAGCCAGUGUUGUUGGUACACUCGGUCAUUACAGAUGUACCACUAAUCUUUCUUUCUAAAUACAUCAAUAGAUCCCUGCAGUCAGCAUCUGAUUUAAAAAAUACGUUUUCCAAAAGAAUGUUUAAAAUUAUAUAUAAAUGGUCAGCUGCAUAUGUUUUUGAUAUGGAAAUUGUAGGUUUUGCUUAAAUACUCUGUGAUUGGUGGGAUGAUUUCAGUAAAACUCUGUUCUUGAUCAUGAAGUGUGUUUGCAAGAGGAAGCUCACAGAUAUUAUUCUAAUUCGUCUUUGGCUAUGACAACUUGGCCUUGACUUUAAAAAGCAGCAAGCUGUCAAAUGUCAUGUCAAACCAGCCAGUGUAAAGAGACAUGAAAUUACAGUCGAAAAAAUCUCCCUCUAUUACUUCCUUCUCUCGCUCUCUCUCGCUCUCUCAGGGAGGUAAGAUCCCGGUGAGGUGGACAGCCCCUGAGGCCAUUGCCUACAGGAAGUUCACCUCAGCCAGUGACGUGUGGAGCUACGGCAUCGUCAUGUGGGAGGUGAUGUCAUUCGGCGAGAGGCCGUACUGGGACAUGAGCAACCAGGACGUGAGUAUUACACAACUUCCUGUCCUUGCAGUAUCAACAGAUAUGUAACUGUAUUAAAAACUGAGAAUACUAUGAUCAUGUAUUUUAAUUACUCAUUAGUAUUUUGUCAUUUAUAUUACACUGGGCUGAAUUAAACUCCAAUGUAUUUUGUAACAAGAUACUUUUCAAAAUACAAAAUACUUUUCUAUACCAUUUUUUUAUAGUGGUUCACCAUUUUGUGGCCCUCUUUCUCCCUGCAUUGGUAUACAUUAACUAAAUAUACAUGUACAGUGCAUCCUGUUUCCAUUGAUCAUCCUUGAGAUGUUUCUACAACUUGAUUGGAGUCCACCUGUGGUAAAUUCAAUUGAUAGGACAUGAUUUGGAAAGGCACCCACCUGUCUAUAUAAGCUCCCACAGUUGACAGUGCAUGUCAGAGCAAAAACCAAGCCAUGAGGUCGAAGGAAUUGUCUGUAGUGCUCCGAGACAGGAUUGUGUCGAGGCACUGAUUUGGGGAAGGGGACCAAAACAUUUCUGCAGCAUUGAAGGUCCCCAAGAACAAAGUGGCCUCCAUCAUUCUUAAAUGGAAUAAGUUUGGAACCACCAAGAAUCUUCCUAGAGCUGGCCGCCUGGUCAAACUGAGCAAUCGGGGGAGAAGGGCCUUGUUCAGGGAGGUGACCAAGAACCCGAUGGUCACUCUGACAGAGCUCCAGAGCUCUUUGUGGAGAUGCGAGAACCUUCCAGAAGGACAACUAUCUCUGCAGCACUCCACCAAUCAGGCAGGCCUUUAUGGUAGAGUAACCAGACGGAAGCCACUCGUCAGUAAAAGGCACAUGACAGCCUGCUUGGAGUUUGCCAAAAGGCACCUAAAGGACUCUCAGACCAUGAGAAAAAGGAUUCUCUGGUCUGGUGAAACCAAGAUUGAACUCUUUGGCCUGAAUGCCAAGCGUCAUGUCUGGAGGAAAGCUGGCACGGUGAAGCAUGGGGGUGGCAGCAUCAUGCUGUGGGGAUGUUUUUCAGCGGCAGGGACUGGGAGACUAUUCAGGAUCGAGGGAAAGAAGAAGGGAGCAAAGUACAGAGAGAUCCUUGAUGAAAAUCUGCUCCAGAGCUCUCAGGACCUCAGACUGGGGCGAAGGUUCACCUUCCAACAGGACAACGACCCUAAGCACACAGCCAAGACAAUGCAGGAGUUGCUUCGUGACAAGUCUCUGAAUGUCCUUAAGUGGCCCAGCUAGAGCCCAGACUUGAACCCGAUCAAACAACUCUGGAGAGACCUAAAAAUAGCUGUGCAGCGAAGCUCCCCAUCCAACCUGACAGAGCUUGAGAGGAUCUGCAGAGAAGAAUGGGAGAAACUCCCGAAGUACAGGUGUGCCAAGCUUGUUCACGGUUGGGAUGGUGUUCUUGGGGUUGUACUCAUCCUUCUUCUUCCUCCAAACACGGCAAGUGGAGUUUAGACCAAAAAGCUCUAUUUUUGUCUCAUCAGACCACAUGACCUUCUCCCAUUCCUCCUCUGGAUCAUCCAGAUGGUAAUUGGCAAACUUCAGACGGGCCUGGACAUGCGCUGGUUUGAGCAGUGGGACCUUGCGUGCGCUGCAGGAUUUUAAUCCAUGACGGCGUAGUGUGUUACUAAUGGUUUUCUUUGAGACUGUGGUCCCAGCUCUCUUCAGGUCAUUGACCAGGUCCUGCCGUGUAGUUCUGGGCUGAUCCCUCACCUUCCUCAUGAUCAUUGAUGCCCCACAAGGUGAGAUCUUGCAUGGAGCCCCAGACCGAGGGUGAUUGACCAUCAUCUUGAACUUCUUCCAUUUUCUAAUAAUUGCGCCAACAGUUCUUGCCUUCUCACCAAGCUGCUUGCCUAUUGUCCUGUAGCCCAUCCCAGCCUUGUUCAGGUCUACAAUUUUAUCCCUGCUGUCCUUACACAGCUCUUGGCCAUUGUGGAGAGGUUGGAGUCUGUUUGAUUCAGUUUGUGGACAGAUGUCUUUUAUACAGGUAACGAGUUCAAACAGGUGCAGUUAAUAAAGGUAAUGAGUGGAGAACAGGAGGGCUUCUUAAAGAAAAACUAACAGGUCUGUGAGAGCCGGAAUUCUUACUGGUUGGUAGGUGAUCAAAUACUUAUGUCAUGCAAUAAAAUGCAAAUAAAUUACUUAAAAAUCAUACAAUGUGAUUUUCUGGAUUUACAGACCUCUACAUGCUUUGUAAGUAGGAAAACCUGCAAAAUCGGCAGUGUAUCAUAUACUUGUUCUCCCCACUGUAUAAAUAUGUUUUUAAAUAACAGUAUUAGGACGUUCUCUGAACGUUGCUAAAGUUUUCUUGUGAUUUUUAUGGAACGUUUUCUUAAUGUUCUUGGAACAAUUUGAGAACAUGACUUUAAAUAGAACCAUGAGGAAACCUGUAGGAAAUGUUAUGCUGAAGUACCGAAAUUCCCACAAAAGAACAUUGUUUCUUAAUGUUCUCUGAACUAUUUGAGAACAUUCCCAAUGUCAAACCAGUUGGAGAACAUUCAUAGAACACUACCAAAAUGUAAAUGAAAUGUAACCAUGUUUGAACUUUAGGAAACAUUCUAUUAAAGUAAUGAAAUACCAAGAAAAUAAUGUUUUUUUGUCAAGUUCCUUAAAUGUGCUGAGAAUGUUCCAAAGCCAAGCAACUAUCCUGCACCAUUCCCAAAAAAUUGUGGGAAGGUUGUAUGCAAAAUAAUAAUAGGACAACCAUGCUCUUAAGAAGUUCUAAGAAACAUUAGGUUCUCAGAACGUUAUGUGCUUGCUGGGACUGGUCUCCUCAAAUCUCCAUAGCAAAUAUUACACUGCAGAAUUGUUGUUGAUCUGCCUGUCUGCCAGGCUUUCUGUAGUUGUGUGCAGUUGUUAUUCAGAACAGGUGUAGUGGCACUGCUGUGUCCACCAGCACAGCACUCUGUAAGUCCUUGGAGUAACCCACCUAGAGAUGCUGGAUGACUGUAGGUAAAGAAGAUUAUUGUUGACAGCACGGCUCCCGGUUUACAAUAGUCCUGCCCCAGCCACUAACGAGAUCUCCUGUAGUGAAUCCCUAGACAGCAACUCUCUCGCCUGCCACUCUCCUGCAAUCAAGGUUGAAUAGUCAGGGGGCGGGAGAAGAUUUCUUAACAGAGACCAGCUCUGGUUAUAUAGUUGCAGUUCAUUAAAUUCUCACUCUCUCCUUUUUUUCUAUUUUACAAGCAAUCAGGCCCCAGCCCCCGCAAGGAAGCUGGCUGCUGCCGGUCGCUAUGGCAAAGCGUUAUUUUAUGGUGUGGUGAUUGACGGCUGUCUGGAGAGACCACCCUCUCUCUGAUAAAAGGGGACUCAGGGAAUGGGCAUAUAUCAAAAUCCCUCCGUUUUUUUAAGCAAUUAUCAGCUGCAGUAUCCAUUGUUCUGCCUGAAGUUCAGCUGCUACACAGAGACCAGGGAAAAUCUGCUGAGGAUCGUAUGGAUAGAGAAAAUAGAUUAAAUCAAAUGCGAUGUUACUGUAACUUUUGAUUGACAGAUUUGGAGGUAGAGUGAAAAUAUCAGGGUCACUAAGAGUGCACAUUUCUGUGUAGUUAAAUGAAGCUUUACACAUUGUAUUUGGUGGAUUUUUCCUCUCUGAGUAGCCAGUGUUUACACAAACACAAAGCUAGGUAUAAUACAGGGCCAAGCAAUGACAAGCUGUAGAGAAGCUUAAGUUGGAUAUGAUGGUAUCAUUGGAACUGUGCCAAUAAAUCCUAUUAUAGCUGGCAUCCGCUGUUCUGUUCCGGUGUUCUGAAAUCUCCAAUCUGGAAGCAGUUCAGUUGCAGGUGUCUGGAAACAUACAGCACAUCAAAAACCUUUGUCAAUUGGUUAUGAACUCUUCCAUGAUCCAUGGAACGUUAUACAAAACAUUUCAAAACCAAUAUGAGCAUUUUCCAUACUGGAUUCGUUUUUUUCUUAUUUCAUGUUUUGCUGCCAAACCAACACCUUUGUCCAUCCCUUUAGUCUAUGUCCUUUUAAUCCUCAGUCUCCCAGUGUGGUCUGCUAUGUCCCUCUCUGUUUCCUUCCUUUCCUCUCUUGUAAUGUGCCAUCUCUUUCUCCUCUCCUUCUCAUCCAGGUGAUCAACGCCAUAGAGCAGGACUACCGGCUGCCCCCUCCCAUGGACUGCCCCACAGCACUACACCAGCUGAUGCUGGACUGCUGGCAGAAAGAUAGAAAUGCCCGGCCCAAAUUCAACGACAUCGUCAACACGCUGGACAAGAUAAUCCGCAACCCUACAAGCCUCAAAGCUGUGGCCACCAUCACUGCAGUGUAUGUCUGCAAGAACUGCCUUGACUCGUAACAUUACUCAUAGUGCACAUUCUGAGCACGUAGACUACUGUAUAUUACUGAUAAACCUUUCCAAGGUUUCUCCUUUUUAUGUACCCCCUAUCCUGUUCACCCCUCUUCCACAUCACUUUGCUGUUUCAUCCCUCUCUUCUCUCCUCUUUUUCUCAACAGGCCUUCUCAGCCCCUGCUAGACCGCUCUAUUCCAGACUUCACUACCUUCACCUCUGUGGAGGAUUGGCUAGGUGCCAUCAAGAUGGGGCAGUACAGAGACACUUUCCUGGGCUCUGGCUUCACCUCCCUACCCCUGGUGGCUCAGAUCAGCUCAGAGUAAGUCCUGAGGCCCAACCUCAUCAUAUCUCACCCACCUAAUUUUUCCAUCUUAUCAGGAGUCUCAGGAGAUACCAAACAGCAAAACCCUCCUAUCACUAUUCACUGUAGCAAUACAACAUUUGGUCAGCCCUUGAACAGGCAGAUGGUUCCCAAAAUUACUCUGGAGGAAUGUUACACUAGCAGUCGUAGAAUACACACACACGUCUGCACACACAUGCGCACGCACACACAAGCACGCAACACACGCAUUUGUCACAGAUUACAGAAGGUCUCAGAAGUAUUAUCCCACUAUAAUUAGAUUUGCACUCUUCUAGAUGUAGCGUGUUGAGGCAGGCUGGAAUAUAUUUUCAAUCAGGUUCACUGAGAGCCAACCAGCCAGGCAGGCCAUUGCAGUCACACAUCCACCUUCAGAAAGCUGUCUCAGAUGUCAGAAUAAUGGGAAUCAUGCUUCUUGCUCAGACAGGAAUAAUCCCUCAAUAAACGUCCAUAGGAGAUCAGGGCUGUCAUACUUCAAAUCCACCAGGCAUUCAGAGCUCUGGAUAGAUCUAGAUCGGCAAGGUCUCCGUCUUACUAAUCACUUUGAUUUGAUAGAGUGGCACGACUAAAAAUGUUUUUUAGGACAAAGGAUUGCCUUUGGUUGUUCAGACUGAUCAAAUAGGUGUCCCUUUGACGGCUACACAACAAGUCAGCAACAAUUCCCAGCAGUCCUCAAUUAAUUAUGUCCACUCUGGGCUUACCAUUGUAAAUACAAACAGUAAACAGAUCUUGUGCUUAUCUCUAGCAGGGAGUGUAUCUGGCACAGUGUAUACUGCGCUGGAAACAGGCCCUAAAUAUUUCUCUCUGCUCUGCCUCAAGCAGAAAAUAUUAUACUAUUGUCUUUGUGCAUGGUAUGAUAAUGUUUGUGUAUGUAUUUGUACAUGUACAAUAUCCAUAGCUCAGUAAUUCCAUCCAAGCACGAACACACAGACAUGAGGUACUGUACUAUGAACACCUCCAUCCAUCAGCCUUGUUGUUGACACUGUUCUCGACUAACCUGUACCCCCACACAUUGACUCGGUGCCGGUAACCCCUGUAUAUAGCCUCAUUAUUGCUUGCACUAAGAUUGCACUCAAUGAGCUGUAUAAGGCCAUAAGUAAACAGGAAAACGCUCAUCCAGAGUCAGCGCUCCUAGUGGCCGGGGACUUUAAUGCAGGGAAACUUAAAUCCAUUCUACCUCAUUUCUUAGCAUGUUAAAUGUGCAACCAGAGGAAAAAAUAUGCUAAACCACCUUUACAUUUUAAUCAUUCAGCAGACGCUCUUAUCCAGAGCGACUUACAGUUAGUGAGUGCAUAAAUGUUUCAUACUGGCCCCCCGUGGGAAUCAAACCCACAACCCUGGCGUUGCAAGCGCCAUGCUCUACCAACUGAGCUACAGGAGGGCCACACACUGAGACGCGUACAAAGCUCUCCCACGCCCUCCAUUUGUCAAAUCUGACCAUAACUCUAUCCUCCUGAUUCCUGCUUAUAAGCAAAAAAUAAAGCAGGAAGUGGUCAGAUGACGGAGAUGCUAAGCUACAGGACUGUUUUGCUAGCACAGACUGGAAUAUGUUCUGGGAUUCUUCCGAUAGCAUUGAGAAGUACGCCACAUCAGUCACUGACUUCAUCAAUAAGUGCAUCGAUGACAUCGUCCCCACAGUGACCGUACGUACAGUUGAAGUCAGAAGUUUACAUACACCUUAGCCAAAUACAUUUAAACUCAGUUUUUCACAAUUCCUGACAUUUAAUCCUAGUAAAAAUUCCCUGUCUUAGGUCAGUUAGGAUCAGCACUUUAUUUUAAGAAUGUGAAAUGUCAGAAUAAUAGUAGGGAGAAUUAUUUCUUUCAGCUUUUAUUUCUUUCAUCACAUUCUCAGUGGGUCAGAAGUUUACAUACGCUCAAUUAGUAUUUGGUAGCAUUGCCUUUAAAUUACUUAACUUGGGUCAAACAUUUUGGGUAGCCUUCCACAAGCUUCCCACAAUAAGUUGGGUGAAUUUUGGCCCAUUCCUCCUGACAGAGCUGGUGUAACUGAGUCAGGUUUGUAGGCCUCCUUGCUCGCACAUGCAUUUUCAGUUCUGCUCACAAAUGUUCUAUAGGAUUGAGGUCAGGGCUUUGUGAUGGCCACUCCAAUACCUUGACUUUGUUGUCCUUAAGCCAUUUUGCCACAACUUUGGAAGUAUGCUUGGGGUCAUUGUCCAUUUGGAAGAACAAUUUGCGACCAAGCUUUAACUUCCUGACUGAUGUCUUGAGAUGUUGCUUCAAUAUUUCCACAUAAUUUUCCUUCCUCAUGAUGCCAUCUAUUUUGUGAACCAGUCCCUGCUGCAGGAAAGCACCCCCACAGCAUGAUGCUGCCACCCCCGUGCUUCACGGUUGGGAUGGUGUUCUUCGGCUUGCAAGCAUCCCCCUUUUUCCUCCAAACAUAACGAUGGUCAAUAUGGCCAAACAGUUCUAUUUUUGUUUCAUCAGACCAGAGGACAUUUCUCCAAAAAGUAUGAUCUUUGUCCCCAUGUGCAGUUGCAAACAGUAGUCUGGCUUUUGUAUGGCGGUUUUGGAAGCAGUGGCUUCUUCCUUGCUGAGCGGCCUUUCAGGUUAUGUCGAUAUAGGACUCGUUUUACUGUGGAUAUAGAUACUUUUGUACCUGUUUCCUCCAGUAUCUUCACAAGGUCAUUUGCUGUUGUUCUGGGAUUGAUUUGCACUUUUCGCACCAAAGUACGUUCAUCUCUAGGAGACAGAAUGCGUCUUAUUCCUGAGCGGUAUGACGGCUGCGUGGUCCCAUGGUGUUUAUACUCGGGUACUAUUGUUUGUACAGAUGAACGUGGUACCUUCAAGCGUUUGGAAAUUGCUCCCAAGGAUGAACCAGACUUGUGGAGGUCUACAAAAUUUUGCGGCACUGAGUUUGAAGGUAGGCCUUGAAAUACAUCCACAGGUACACCUCCAAUUGACUCAAAUGAUGUCAAUAAGCCUAUCAGAAGCUUCUAAAGCCAUGACAUCAUUUUCUGGAAUUUUCCAAGCUGUUUAAAGGCACAGUCAACUUAGUGUAUGUAAACUUCUGACCCACUGGAAUUGUGAUACAGUGAAUUAUAAGUGAAAUAAUCUGUAUGUAAACAAUUGUUGGAAAAAUUACUUGUGUCAUGCACAAAGUAGAUCUCCUAACCGACUUGCCAAAACUAUAGUUUGUUAAGAAAUUUGUGGAGUGGUUGAAAAACAAGUUUUAAUGACUCCAACCUAAGUGUAUGUAAACUUCCGACUUCAACUGUACAUACCCCAACCAGAAGCCAUGGAUUACCGGCAACAUCCGCACUGAGCUAAAGGGUAGAGCUGCCGCUUUCAAGGAGCGGGACUCUAACCCGGACACUUAUAAGAAAUCCCGCUCUGCCCUCCGACGAACCAUCAAACAGGCAAAGAGUCAAUACAGGACUAAGAUUGAAUCGUACUACACCAGCUCUGACGCUCGUCGGAUGUGGCAGGGCUUGAAAACUAUUACAGACUACAACGGGAAGCACAGCUGCGAGCUGCCCAGUGACACAAGCCUACCAGAAUGGCUAAAUCACUUCUACGCUCGCUUCGAGGCAAGCAACACUGAAGCAUGCAUGAGAGCAUCAGCUGUUCCGGAUGACUAUGUGAUCACGCUCUCCAUAGCAGAUGUGAGUAAAACUUUUAAGCAGGUCAACAUUCACAAGGCCGCAGGGCCAGAUGGAUUACCAGGAUGUGUACUCUGAGAAUGCUUUGACCAACUGGCAAGUGUCUUCACUGACAUUUUCAACAUGUCCCUGACUGAGUCUGUAAUACCAACAUGUUUCAAGCAGACCACCAUAGUCCCUGUGCCCAAGAACACUAAGAUAACCUGCCUAAAUGACUACUGGCCCAUAGCACUCAAGUCUGUAGCCAUGAAGUGCUUUGAAAGGCUGGUCAUGGCUCACAUCAACACCAUUAUCCCAGAAACCCUAGACCCACUCCAAUUUGCAUACCGCCCCAACAGAUCCACAGAUGAUGCAAUCUCUAUUGCACUGAAAAUAUUUGGCAUGGGUCCUCAGAUCCUCUAAAAGUUAUACAGCUGCACCAUCGAGAGCAUCCUGACUGGUUGCAUCACCGCCUGGUAUGGCAACUGCUCGGGCUCCGACCACAAGGCACUAUAGAGGGUAGUGUGUACGGCCCAGUACAUCACUGGGGCCAAGCUUCCUGCCAUCCAGGACAUCUAUACCAGGCGGUGUCAGAGGAAGGCUCUAAAAAUUGUCAAAGACUCCAGACACCCUAGUCAUAGACUGUUCUCUCUGCUACCGCAUGGCAAGCGGUAGCGGAGCGCCAAGUCUAGGUCCAAAAGGCUUCUUAACAGCUUCUACCCCCCAAGCCAUAAGACUCCUGAACAGCUAAUCAUGGCUACCCAGACUAUUUGCAUUGCCCCCCCCCCCACCCCACCCCACCCCAACCAUCUCUUUUACGCUGCUGCUACUAUUAUUUAUGCUUAGUCACUUUAACUCUGCCCACAUGUACAUAUUACCUCAAUUACCUCGACUAACCGGUGCCCCUGCACAUUGACUCUGUACCGGUACCCCCUGUAUAUAGCCUCCCUACUGUUAUUUUAUUUUACUGCUGCUCUUUAAUCAUUUGCUAUUUUCUAUUUUUUACUUAUCUAUUUUUUACUUAACACUUUUAUUUAUUUUUUCUUAAAAAUCUGCAUUGUUGGUUAAGGGCUUGUAAGCAUUUCACUGUAAGCCCUGUUGUAUUCGGCACAUGUUGCAAAUAACAUUUGAUUUGAUUUGAUUAUUGUUCUUUUAUUGUGUUACUUUUUUUACUUUAGUUUAUUUAGUAAAUAUUUUCUUAACUCUAUUUUCUUAAAACUGCAUUGUUGGUUAAGCGCUUGUAAGUAAGCAUUUCAUGGUAAGGUCUACACCUGUUGUAUUCGGCGCAUGUGACAAAUAACAUUUUAUUUGAUUUGUUCCUCUUGUUUGUCAGAGACCUGUUGAGGAUAGGAGUGACCCUGGCCGGCCAUCAGAAGAAGAUCCUGAGCAGUGUCCAGUCUAUGAGGGACCAGAUGGCCCAGUCCCCCACCUCCAUUGCCUGACCACAGGGGGCGCCACCACCACCACCCAGAGACAACCCACCAGGGAGCCCAUAGGAGAACUCCUGAUGACCCUAAAGAAUACACCCGGGUGGAGACACUAACCUUGAUUUAA